This is a messenger RNA of Salarias fasciatus (jewelled blenny), 3990 nucleotides long. RefSeq names its product beta-1,3-galactosyltransferase 2-like. Gene Ontology annotation, biological process: protein O-linked glycosylation. Lineage: Eukaryota; Metazoa; Chordata; Actinopteri; Blenniiformes; Blenniidae. Gene Ontology annotation, cellular component: Golgi membrane. The record is from RefSeq and is a predicted model, not a curated record. The transcript has 4 exons. The coding region runs from base 377 to 1423 and encodes 348 amino acids. Gene Ontology annotation, molecular function: N-acetyl-beta-D-glucosaminide beta-(1,3)-galactosyltransferase activity.
CAAAAACUGACCUGUUUGAGAAGACGACAUUUCCGCUGCAUGCUUGCAUGUAAAGUCACUGAAGCGUGAACUUUUGGCGUUCGUGCUGAAGCUCUUUAUGAGAAGUGUAAGUGUUGCAUUCCUGGAGUCGAUCGGGCAAAGCGGUGAUUACAGAAUCAAAGAAACCUGCAGCUGUGAGCGGCGGCAGCGGCGGCGGCGGACGGGAGCGACGGGAAGCCGGCGUGUCGAGUCAUGUUGCUGCUGCACUCAUCGCGAGGCGUUUCCAUCCUGAUCUGAACUCUCCCGCGUGUCAUCAGCGUCUGUCGAACCAGAAACCACAGCAGAGUGGGGUCAUGCGGGCUGACGGCUCGCGCGCUCACACACACUCGCCCUCAAGAUGCUGCAGAGCGCCGCUUCCAGAAGUGAAAGAACCCCUCUGACGAGAGCCAGACGGUGGCUGCUGUUUUUGAUGCUGGUCCUCAUGAUGGGAGCGGCGGCGAUUGUCUUCUACGAUCCCAGCCAGCAGCUGUCCUGGGCCUCCAGCGUCUGGGAAGCCCGGCCAUGGUCGGACCAGCCACAGGACGGCGAGGACACUUCAGACAGCAGGUACUUUGUGGAAUACCCACACCAGUACCGCUUCAUACUGGACGAACCCGACAGAUGUCUCCAGGAAAGCCCGUUCCUGGUCCUGGUGAUCCCGGUGGACCCUCACAACAGAGAGGCCCGCGACGCCAUCCGCAACACGUGGGGGAAAGAAACCAGCGUGCUGAACCGAGUGGUCAGCCACUACUUCCUGCUGGGACUGUCGGCGGGAAGAGACGGGACCGAGCCCGUGGAGGACGCAGUUUUAGAGGAAAGCCGGGAACACCAUGACAUCCUCCAGAGUGACUUCUUGGACAGCUACCACAACCUCACCAUUAAGACCAUGGUGAUGUUCGAAUGGCUCAGUACUCAUUGCCCCAACACCUCCUACGCCAUGAAGGUCGACUCGGACAUAUUCCUGAAUGUGCACAAGCUGGUGGACAUGCUGCUGACAGCCCCCCAGCGGCGCUACGUGACGGGGCUGGUGGCCCGGGGGGCUUUGGUUCUCCGAUUCCAUCAGUCCAAGUGGUUCGUGCCCGCCUCCGUCUUCCCCGACCCCGUGUACCCGCCGUACGUCCUGGGACUGGGCUACGUGUUCUCGCUGGAUCUAACCAGGGCCAUCCUGGAGGCGGCGCCGCACGUCAGGGCGAUCUACAUCGAGGACGUGUACGUGGGUCUGUGCCUGAAGCACUCGGGCAUCCAGGUGACGAACCCCCCACGAGGAGGCUUGUUUCAAAGCUCCAAGCCUUUUUUAAUAGACAACUGUCACUGGACGUCGGUCAUCACCACAAUAAUGGACAGUUCCAAAGAACUGCUGGACGUGUGGGAAACAUACGAGCGCCAGCGAGAGGGGGGCUGCUGACCCGUCUCUGGCUGCUUUUAGAGACACACCCUGAACGGCACGGAACCACACACUGUUUACAUUCUGCGGCGCUGCCUCAGAGGCGUUCAGGCCCUGUGAGGGUAAAUCAGGGAUUACUCUGAGGAUUACUGAGGCUACCAGGUAGACACGGACUCGCUGCAGAGAUGAACAUCGGAGCUUGACAGUUUGUUGUCAGGAUCUCCACGGCGUGCUGGGACACUGACGAGGUGGGGAUGGAUGAGGAUUGUCUCCCUGCCUCUGGUGGUGUUUGUGGAGCUCACCACUCCUGGAUUUUAGAAAGAAACCGUUAUUUUAGCCCCACGAUGCGCAGGAAUCCGCUCUGCUCCCCGCGCUGAGGCGGUGAGAGGCCGGGCGCUCGUGUUGGCGGAGACGUGUUUAUUGACUGAACAAAGGGAAGUGUUAGAAACCCGUCCUCCGCUGCACGCUAUGUGGUUUUGGUGUCUGCAGACGUGUACCAGCACGGCUCUGCAUACCCUGGGAAAACUACACAACCCCCCCUUAACAUGUUGCACCACUUUGCAAACUAGAUUAACUGGCAGUCGUGUAACCACUUGGCUCAUUGCUCCACUUGUUUUUAAUAGAUCUCCAGAUAAUGAAGGUGAUCCUCCCACUCCUCCUCCUCUCUGCUCUCGUUUACCAAACCAAUCUCAACAACAGCUGAUUUCAUUAAAGUGUCACUUAAGUGCUUUUUUAAUGACGUUUAAAGUCGUUAUCUCCAAAAAUGAUUUGCAAUAAACUGUCUUGGUUUGAUGGAUUUGAAUAAAUUAUAAAUCUGCCACUUUUUCACUCAAAUUUAUACAGUUGGUUCAAAGUUAAAAUCCUAAAUCUCAGUGUCCGUUGGCAUUUUACUGUAUGAUAACUGGCUUAUUUAUGUUUUUGUAAAUAUGUUUCUUUAAAGGUUCAUGAUGAAACCUGUGUGUGUGUGUGUGUGUGUGUGUGUGGUUUUUUUUCUAAGGAAUGAAAUGAAUUCAUGGGUUUUUAAUUUAUUAAUUGCAGUCGCUCACUGUUUUUUCCAUUCAAACUGAUUUUGUCUGCUGAAUGAAUCUCUGGAAAACGACGACAUGACGUUUGUUCACACAUGCUGUAUGUUGCAAGUAUCUUGAGCUGUGUGUUGUGUCUGUCGCCCCUGGUUUCCUGUGUGUUUUUGUGUGUUUGUGUAUCUGUGUGUGUGUGUGUGUGUGUGUAUGUGUGAAGCGCUGGAGCAAUGAAACUGUCAGUUUCGUCCGUUCAAUUCAUCAUUUAAACGCAGCACGCUAAUAUUAGCUUGUGUAGCAUUUAGCAGCAUGAGGCUUGAAAAAGGUGAAUAUUCUGCACAGCCGGCUCUCGCUCACAUUUUCAUACCACGGUCUGUUGGACGGAAACUUUCCGACCACCAGUCGUCUGUUUCAUCAUCACAUCCGUUCUGCUGCUUUCCUUCUUUAAAAAGCUUUGGUUUCAUAUAGAAACACACACGCACACACACACACACACACACACAGAUAAAAACACACAAUGAGCUGGGUCAACACGUUUUAAUGGAGGUUUUUCUCUCCCUCGUUCUUCAGCUGCGCACCUGUCACGUGGAAAAAUCCAAACCACAGAAAAACAGGUUUGAAUUGAUUCCUGAAUUAAGAUUACUUUGAUCAUCUUUAAUGCACUGGAAGGUGAACGUAACUCCACCAGGCAAUGAGGCUUGUAUGUUACAUGAUGUAUAUUUGAUUCACUCAGAAGUGUUUUGUUUAAAAAUGCAGUCAAAAUAGCCGUUGUACUGGCUGCACUGAUAAAAAAAAUCCUCAAAGUUUACUAAAAAAAAAUCAACUUGUUGCAUAAUUUAUUUGUGUUUAUCAAGUCAGAUUGUUCUUUUAUUUUUUUUUUACACUUAAAGAAUUACAGUGUUUUGCAUUGUGAUAUAAUAGUGACUUUUUACUGGAUGUAAAAUCAAAUCAAAUUAUAAAAUUUGAUUUGAUUUUUACUACGUAGAUGUAUUUGUGUAACGAUCCAAACUUGAAUUUUUAUUGUUGAUUUCACCGAUUCAGUUAAGCGUGAUUUACUUGUCAUUCAUUCAGAUUCGUUUGUUGUUACAUUCUGGGGCAGGUUAAAAUAUUUCCCCCCUAAUAGUGUCAUAAUUCUAUUAGAUCAUAGAGUGAGUCAAUAAUUCCUCUAUUUCCUGUGUUUUCUUACCAAAAUAAAGCAAAAUGUCCGUUUGGUCACUUCAAGUUGUGCUCAAGUGACUCUUUUUGUGAAAGUGUGUGUAAAUAGUGAGCGGAGUGUGUGAUCCACUUCAUGUCUUUGUUCAGUUCUGUCCGGAAGACUUGAAGGAACAUUUUCUGCUGUUUUAAUUCGUAUUCCAUACGAAAUACAUUCUGUCUGAUACAAUUCACGAUUGAUUUGUUCUUUCCUAUUCAAGGAGAAAUUUGCUAUUCAGACACUGAAGCGACGCUUCCAGCAGCCGUCGGCGCUUCCUGUCACUGUGAAGCAGAACCGGACUGUUCUCCCACUAGUGGAGAGCGUGAGCUGCCGUCAGACCGCCCUGAGACAGGUUCGCUUCACCCUGCUGGUGACGUGUU